Molecule: messenger RNA, 2842 nt
Organism: Psammomys obesus (fat sand rat)
Lineage: Eukaryota; Metazoa; Chordata; Mammalia; Rodentia; Muridae
Gene: Slc7a7
Product: solute carrier family 7 member 7
Exons: 13
Coding region: 932-2497 (521 amino acids)
Biological process (GO): amino acid transmembrane transport
Cellular component (GO): membrane
Molecular function (GO): basic amino acid transmembrane transporter activity; L-amino acid transmembrane transporter activity
Source: RefSeq, a predicted model, not a curated record
GUUGGAGGCAGGGACUGUCUAAGAUUGGGGUUUUUGGUCAGACCACUGUCUGACAGCUCAGGCUAGAUUGGGAGGGAGGGAAGAGGAAGCUGAGUGUGCCCGGGGCAGAGAACACGUCUCUAAGGGUAUCCGCGGGCGUUUUCAUUCCCUGGGGACUCCUAGUGCAGGCGCAGGGCCGGGCUGAGGGACGGCUUGCAAGGCCUCUGCUUCCUUCGCUCUCAUUCACCACAAUUCCUUAUUCCAGAGCCUCUUAGAUAAACGGGAAAGGACUGCGGGCAGGCUGGGGGGAGGGGGGGCGUGGUCCUGGUCUCCACCCCACCUCUCCUCCGGCAGAGCCGCGGUUGGCUCCUGCCCAUUCCAGGACAUCGAGGGCGAUUGUGUCUAGGUCUGGUCUCGAGCGGCCUAGAUUUUAGCGCUGCUGACCAAGAAGAAGACCCAACCAAAGGGAGGUGCCGGCGGGGCCCCCAGUGAAAGGAGAGUGUUUGGGAGGGAGCGUGGGAGAGAGGCAAAGUCUAGGCUAGCCUGAGACUCUAUGUAUUGAGGCUGGCCUUGAACUCCAGAUCCUCCUGGCUCCACAUGAACUACCAUGCCUAGCCCUGAAAUUCUUGUACUUCCACCCACACCAGCCAUUGGAGAUGGAGCCCAGGGUCUUGUGCUUGCUAGGUGGCCUUCAGUGGUAUGCAUUGGCUUCCUUGGUUUGUUUGAGGGGCUGAAAUGGCACAAACUCUUGAGGCAGGACCGCCCAUCUCACAGGCCUAGUGGUGAGCACACGCCAUCCAAUUCGAGUCAACAGCUGCUGAAGUCACACCCCUGAUUCUCUUAACUGCCACCCCUCACCCCAGUGUGCUGAUAACUCCCCCUUCACUUGCCCAAAGGUCUCCAGACAGAGGGCAAUGCAAGCAAGCUGGUGAAGGCCUUCCUCUUCUCCGCCAUGGUCAGCAGCAGCACCAGGUAUGAAGUGGCUCCCCAGCAUGAGGCAGAUGCCCCAGCUCGGGGCGAUGGAGCCAGCCCAGCGUCCAAGCAGGUCCAGCUGAAGAAGGAGAUCUCGGAGCAAGUCCAGCUGAAGAAGGAGAUCUCGCUGCUUAAUGGCGUGUGCCUGAUCGUGGGGAACAUGAUUGGCUCCGGCAUCUUUGUCUCCCCCAAGGGUGUACUCAUGUACAGCGCCUCUUUCGGCCUCUCACUGGUCAUCUGGGCUGUUGGGGGCAUCUUCUCUGUCUUUGGGGCCCUUUGUUAUGCUGAACUGGGUACCACCAUUAAGAAAUCGGGAGCCAGCUACGCUUAUAUCCUGGAGGCCUUCGGGGGCUUUCUUGCCUUCAUCCGCCUCUGGACUUCUCUGCUCAUCAUUGAACCCACCAGCCAGGCCGUCAUCGCUAUCACCUUUGCCAACUACAUGGUACAGCCUUUCUUCCCGAGCUGUGGCGCCCCCUAUGCUGCUGGCCGCCUACUGGCCGCCGCCUGCAUAUGUCUCUUAACCUUCAUCAACUGUGCCUAUGUCAAGUGGGGGACCAUGGUCCAGGAUAUUUUCACCUAUGCUAAAGUGCUGGCGCUGAUCGCCGUCAUCAUUGCAGGCGUUGUUACACUGGGCCAGGGAGCCACAACUAACUUUGAGAGCUCCUUUGAGGGUUCCUCAUCUGCAAUGGGUGACAUUGCCCUGGCACUAUACUCAGCUCUGUUCUCCUACUCGGGCUGGGACACCCUUAACUAUGUCACCGAAGAGAUCAAGAAUCCAGAGAGGAACUUGCCCCUCUCCAUUGGCAUUUCCAUGCCCAUUGUCACCAUCAUCUACCUCUUGACCAAUGUGGCCUACUACAGUGUGCUAGACAUAAAGGACAUCUUGGCCAGUGAAGCUGUUGCUGUGACCUUCGCAGACCGGAUUUUUGGAGUAUUCAACUGGACAAUUCCACUAGCAGUUGCAUUAUCCUGCUUUGGUGGCCUCAAUGCUUCCAUUGUGGCUGCUUCUCGGCUUUUAUUUGUGGGCUCAAGAGAAGGCCACCUUCCUGAUGCCAUCUGUAUGAUUCAUGUUGAACGUUUCACGCCAGUGCCUUCUCUGCUCUUCAAUGGCAUCUUGGCACUGGUCUACCUGUGUGUGGAGGACAUCUUCCAGCUCAUUAACUACUAUAGCUUCAGCUACUGGUUCUUUGUGGGGCUUUCUAUUGUGGGUCAACUUUAUCUACGAUGGAAGGAACCCGACCGGCCUCGCCCUCUCAAGCUCAGCAUUUUCUUCCCCAUUGUCUUCUGCCUCUGUACCAUCUUCCUGGUGGGUGUUCCGCUUUACAGUGAUACUGUCAACUCCCUCAUCGGCAUUGGCAUAGCGCUCUCAGGGUUACCCUUCUACUUCUUCAUCAUCAGAGUGCCAAAGCACAAACGACCUCGUUGCCUUCGAAAAUUUGUAGCCUCCACCACACGGUACCUCCAGAUCCUCUGUAUGUCAGUUGCUGCAGAACUAGAUUUGGAAGAUGGAGAGAUGCCGAAACAACACAAUUCCAAGUCUAAAUAGAGUCUGAGAUGUGAACAAAACAGGAGGUGUUUCUCUCCCAUUGGCCGGAAGAACCUAUGGGGGCACCAUCCAGGAGCCCAGUCUGGCAGCUUCAGCUCUGAACUUGCUUUUGAGGGAUGAAAAAUAAUUUAUUUGUUUUGCUACAAGUUGUUUCAGAUUUCAUAAAGGGAUAAUGCAGACUGUGGCAGGAGGCAGGCCACUUCUGGGGCUUGGUUCUGGCAGUACCUGGGUGUCUACCCACUCCACUUUUCCUUUACAAGGGCCAACAAUGCUCCAAACCUGUCUCCUUCAGAGGGACACAAAACUGUCACAGAUGUGGAACAAUAAAAAGGUUAUGUUCCUAAA